UAACGAGAGUUCGGCACCGUAAACAGCUGCGAAUCUGUAAUGAAAAGUGUCUGCUCUACAGAUCACAAGACAAAAUAGAGAUUAGCUCCAGUAGCAUUGUGGUGAAGCCACUCAAAAUUUGUUAUUUCAAACUUUUUUGUUAACGAAGAAUGCGCUGAAAACUACAGGAACUAAACACAAUUAGAACUGGUUCAGGCAAUAUUGUUAUGCUAAAUUUCUUGGAUUGCUUGGGUCAGAUCUUUUGCGUAUGACUCGUGUAUAAGUCGAGGGUGAAUUUUUAGGUUGAUUUUUUGGUCAUAAAAGGUCGACUUAUACACGAGUAAAUACGUUAUCGUGUAGCUCUAAUUCAAUAUUUCCCUGACAAGCAAAAUAAAGUCUGCUUCAGAGUGAAUAGUUUGGAGGGUAUUUCAAAUUGUUAUGAAGUUUUUCCUACAUGGGAAUUCAGUUUAUCUAUAAUGUACUUAUAGAUCAAAUCAGAAAUUAAAACGGAUAAGUUUCUAAAAAACUGUCUCUCAAUGGCAAAGAGCUAGCGCUUGAAAUAUUAACCCUAUCAACUCAGGUUGAACAGUGCCAUGAUAAUGAUUGACUGCAAAUACAUAUAUGGCAGCACAUGAACAUGAGAAAAAGCCUAAAUGUUGCUUCAAAGGGCGUCUGGAUUUGGUGGACAACUCUUCAAGCUUGACAAAAAUACAUCUGAUCUGCUCUAAAGAAACACCACAGCUCUUUCCACGUAGAAGCAUUUGAAGGAACAAUCUUUUUGAUCAACUAAUGGAAAAAUCAAGUGGUGUAGGCUCCUUCACCAGACGUGUUGUGUUGCUGAAGGACAGUGAUUGUGAUAAGCACGAUGGCAAAAUAUUCAUGCCAACAACCAUAGACAUGGCAAAAAUUAAAAAGCCACACACUGGACAGUAUAACAAAGAAGUACUAUUUUCUAAAAGUAUGUCAGAGGAAGUGGUGAGGCAAACACUCCAGAAAGCAUUUCCCUCAUUCAACUUAACUGGAAGGUUUUAUUGUGCAUCCUUCAGCCAGGGAAGUACAGCUUUUAUUUUUCAUGGAAACCCUCGUGUCUGGGAUGGAAAGAUGCUUAGAAAAACAGUGAGGGGUAAUUCAGUUCUCUACAUUCUGUUGGAGGAUGAUCAGAUGCCACAAGAAUCACCACAUGAAAUCAAUGAUACUACCAACAGCUCAGCACUGGUGGCUUUGUCAAACUUGAAUCAGCCAAUCUUGAGUGAUACAAGUGCAACAGUCAUGGUUAAGAAUACUUUGCAACCCCUGAAUGACUAUCCAAUACAAGAAGGCAACAUUCUUAACGGGUCAUUGGCAGCCAGCACAAAUUGUAAUCUGAUAAAUCCACAAAAUAAAGCUGAUACAGGUAGAUCAAAAUCAGUGGCUUUUCAAAACAUAAACCAACCCAACUCGAGUGAUUCAAGUGCAACAAUCAUGGUUCAGAAUAAUAUGCAAUCCUGGGAUGCCUUUCAAAUGCAACAAUGCAAUAUCCUUUCGGAGGAAUCGGCGUCCAACCCAGAUUUUAGCAUGACAGAACCGCCAAACGCAGCCCCUGCAGAUGGUGGUCUAGACGUGGACACAAUGGUGGAUCAAUGGUUGGAAAUGGCAGAUUUUUGGAACCCUCAAAUGGCAGAUGGUAAUGACCCCAUCGGAACUUUAGAAAUCAGAGAUUGUCGACUCCUUAAUCAAGGAUCCUUGUGGAAUUCCAUUGAGAUGUCUGACAGCUCAGCCGGUUAUGUCAAUACCACUAGCGGUAUUUCUGAACUUGGUCACAAUUCCUUAGAUGAUCUGUCGCCAAAUGAAGGCGAGCUCUUUGACUUCAGUGUCACGCCAAAAAAAGUUCCCUUACAGGGUGGUGAAUUGUGUUGUUUUUCAUCUGGUCGAGCGUUUCCAAGGAAUGUGCAGUCUGGAUUUGCUAUCUUCGAGAAUCUAGACACUGUUGAAGUAAAGAGGUGUGGCGAAGACUCCCUAGUUGGAAGGAAGAUUCCACCUUCCAAAACGCCAGGAUGGGUCACAAUAUUUUUACAACGAGCAGAUGGUACAAAGCUAGGUGAAACGAAAAUUUGGUACUACGAUGAAGAUAAAGAGGCUCUUCAACGGAUAACUGAAAACCCGAAGUUACAGCUGGAUUUUUUCCGAAAUUAUUCUGAGAUGUUGAGUAAUCGUUACACUAUAACAGCUAGUGGCGCUGAAGCACAAAACUCAGGAAUUUGUGGUUCCACAGAACCUGUGCAGAUGUUAUGCGUCUUAGUUUAUGCUGCAGCAGAAAUUGGUGUUCAACAAUUUAUAGAAAUGAUCUUCAACUCGUCCGCCGGAAGAGUAGUUUAUAAUCGUUACAAAGACAGCUCAGUUUUUCCUGAAGCUAUUGCCAGAGAGUAUGGGCACGAGAAGACAGCUACUUUUCUUGAGGAGAUAACUGGCAGAUUUUCUAAAGAGGCCAGUGAAGAGCAGAACUACCCCCAGACAAUCGACUGGUCUGAGCUUGUGAGAGCUGCAGAGGAAGCACAAAAACAGCCUGGCCUAUGCACUGAAGAAGAGAGCAAUCAUCUUGAAAGUAAUGCUGUAAAGGACACUGGUUAUUUAGGAGACAUCGAUACCUCGUCCAACGAAUCUUGCGAGAGCGGAAGCUCCGAUUCUGAAGAUAACAUUCCUUGGGCGACUUUUAAAGAAAUGAAUUACCUAGCAGGUAAGCUUGGCGAAAUUGCAUUGUUACAUGAAGAUCAGAAAUUUGGAAUGAAGAAGGCACCUGUGAGCCAAAGUCUGAUGUAUUUUUGUGAAGCUGGACAUUUUAACCGAGAACAAGUAAAUUCUACAGUGUCCAAGAAAGCUGUGUUACCGACCUUAGAGGGAUGGCAACUCUCCCUUUUCCAAGAUAGCUUCAUUCGAGAGGCGUCCGGCUUGAAACACCUGAGAAGUCUCAAUCGAUGUGAUACUUCUUUUUUCCUGGGCCCAGAAAAGGAAAGUAUCCAAUGUCAUAUAUUCACGGAGUAUGAAAAGUGGUGCCUCCUGUUUAAAUACAUGAAAGACAGCAGUUUACACAGUCGGACGUUUGCAACUGAAGGUGGACAGUUUGUAGAACAAGUUAAUCAGGUAACCCAAGCUGUUAUGAUGGGAGCCUCCUCUGGCUGCGCUAAAGACCUUCUUCGUAUACAAUCAACAAGAGAACUCGUGACAACUUUAGAUAAUUCGGAGUUAGCUGUUCAAUGGAAUUCGGCUCAAAGGUCAACAAAAGAUUCUACUUCUUCCGAUUUAUGGGUGUUGACUUGUCUGUGCCGUCCAGCGAGGAAUGUUUUGUUUUUAUAUGUUGCAGACAACAGCAAUGUUUUUCCCCAAAAAGCGUAUUUCGACGAUGACAGAUACGAAUUGUCAACCCAGUACUGGCAGUGGCAGCGAUACUGCAGCAGUUUGUUUGAUGUCCAAAGUAGGCUACGAGAAAUGCGAAAACUAUCAGAGCAAAUGAGACCAGAAUUCGGCCCAACUCCUCUUCCUACAUACGGGGCAAAGAUGUUGCCUCAAGUGCAGGGCAAGCACGUGUUACGCCAACUUGAAUGCUGUCCUACCUGGUUGUACAUCAUGAUGCAUCAGUGUUGGGUCUAUGCUCCAGUGGAUAGGCCACCUUUCAUCGCCAUAUUUGAUGGCAUCUCGUCGAGGACACUGGGGGCGGCUUGGUUAAUUCAGUAUAGCCAGGGAAAGUCUUCACCCUUGAAUAAACGCCAGUCAGAAGAUCCUCGCCUUGUAAACGAUAAAACAAAUCCACCUUCCUCAAACGUCAACGUGACUGAUUAUUGCAGCGAAAGAAAGGAAAAGUUAUACGAAGAAAACUUACAUGGGGACGAUGAAUGUUAUGUGGUCUGCAUUGACGAACACCUCUUGCUUCCACUGAUUACAGCUUAUACCCCUUCUAAAAUCUUCUACGGAGUCAGCAAAGGAAUCGGUGACGCCCAAAACGAGGUUAAUGUCGAAACUUCAUUCAUUAGUCAGCUUGAUUGUAAGCGGAAGUCACGUAAACAAAGAACUGGUUUGCACGACGGUGAGGCUCGCAGCCUCUCUGUAAUUAGAAGCUCGAGAAAACGCCUUAGUGAAGGUUUGGCGGAUAGCACGUCACCAAUUGAUUUCACUCUAACAAUCAACAGCAAGGACGACUACCUGGAUCGAGACUGGGGAAGAGGCCCGGGUGAGGGUUUGGCGACGAGUACGUCAUUAACUAAUCUCACCUUAACAAUUAACAGCAAAGACGAAUACCUGGAUCGAGACUGGGGAAGAUACCUGGGAAGAAGUUUGGCGAAGAGUAGUUCAUUAACUGUUUUCAACCUAACAAUCAACAGUAAACACAGAUACUUGGGUGGAGACUGGGGAAACGGCCUGGGUGAGGGUUUGGCGAAGAGCACGUCAUUAACUGCUUUUACCCUAACAAUCAACAGCGAACAUGGAUGCUUGGACAGAGACUGGGGAAAAGGCCUGGGUGAGGGUUUGGCGAAGAGUACGUCAUUAACUGCUUUCAGCCUAACAAUCAAUAGCGAACAUGGAUUUUUUAAUGGAGACUGGGGGAAAGACCUCCAUGAAGCUUUGGCGAGGAGUACGUUGUUAACUGCUUUCACCCUAACAAUCAACAGUGAACGCGUAGACUUGAACGGAGACUGGGGAAAAGACCUAGGUGAAGGUGUUGCGAAGAGUACGUCAUUAACUGCAUUUACCCUAACAAUCAACAGCCGUCGGUUAUUUCUGAUUAGAAAAUGGGGAAAAGGCCUUGGUAAGGGUUUGGCGAGGAGUACGUCAUUAACUGCUUUCACCUUAACAAUCAACGGCGUUCUCAGAUAUCAGCGUGGAAACUUGAGAUAUGACCUGAGUAAGGCUUUGGCGAAGAGUAUGUCAUUAACUGCUUUCACCCUAACAAUCAACGGCGAACACAGAAUUCGGAAUGUACACUGGGGAAAAGGCCUGGGUAAAGGUUUGGCGAAGAGGAAUGAGAGAAAGCGAAAAGAGUUCACUAUUCCGUUCCCUUCAUUCGAUCUUGAUAUGGGUGUCCUCUGUCUGUCCGUAAGCCCUCUGUCUUAUCAAUUCAUCAAUCAUGGAGAGAAAAAAUUAGGCUCUGGAUCUCCAAAUUUUCCAAAGUGUUCAACCAAAUCAACGGAGCGGGAAAUCAAGAGGGGUAUCUUUGCGCCGUUCCCUGACACGAGGAAUGAUAGAAUGCGAAAAGAAUACACGAUGCUGUUUGGAAAUUUGAGGAUAGCUGACAGCGGGGCUCUGGAUGGAUUUUUCCCUUCAUUUAAUCAUGAUAGAGGUGUCUGUGUAAGCCCACGGUCUUUUAAACGGAAUCGAACCAUCAAUCAUGGAGAGAAAACUUUAGACUCUGGAUCUCCAAAUUUUUCAAAGUAUUCAACCAAAUUAACGGAACGGAAAAUCAAGAGGUGUAUCGUUCCGCCGUGCCCUGACACGAGGAAUGAGAGAAUGCAAAAAAAUGCACGAAAAAAUGCGGUGACGAGAUCUUUGUUGGAAAAGACGAAAACAUACCUGAAGUCUUGUUAUAGACCCAUUCUAAAUCUUAAGUUACUAGGGAGAGAAAAUCUUAAUAAUUUAGCAACAUAA
Messenger RNA from Pocillopora verrucosa, 5592 nucleotides. NCBI's taxonomy places the organism in Eukaryota, Metazoa, Cnidaria, Anthozoa, Scleractinia, Pocilloporidae. The record is from RefSeq and is a predicted model, not a curated record.